CCAUCAUCUCCUCCCAACUGUGACUCCUCGCACUGGCAUCUAACCUAUCAGGCCGACCUCAGUCAGCGAGUAAACCGUCAUGCCGGAGGCACGACAGCAGGACGAGCAGGGCGGAGGCAGCAUUCUGCGGACUAUCGUGCAGAGCGUCGGCAUCUUUUUGCUUAUCCAAUUCGCUACGAAGCAAUUCCUCCCCCAGCCGCAGCAGAAUGCCGACCCCGCGAAGGGCGCCGUCGUCCCCAAUGCCAAAGUCUCUAUUCCGGCCUUCGACAGCCGCCCUCGCCAGCUGAAUGCAGAUGCGCAGUACAACCCCAUCCCGCAAAGCCUCGCGCCCAUGUGGCCGGUGGGCAGCGAGGUCGAUAUCUCCAUGUACAUUUCGCCGUCGCUCGCGAUGCCGGCGCUGAAGAGCAUGCCGAAGGAAUCACUCCUGAUUGAGGAGAAGAACUUCAAAUUUGGAGACUACAAGGAUAACAGGGAGAUACACACCGAGUUCAAGGUUCCUACCGCCGUCCAGCACAAUGCUACGCUGUUUGCGCAUUUCUACGUUGCGCAGAGCGGCAGCGUGAUCGAUCCGACUGUGCCCGGCUACGACCCUACGAAGGCGUACCAUUUCAUUCGACCGUUGACGCAGUAUCAUGGCAAGAAGAAAAUUAAAAAGACAAGGAAUCUGCUCUCAGAUAUGCCCGAGAGAGACCAGGAGACUGAGGAGGAGAAGGAGGCGCCGAAGAUCAUUGGCUCUUACUAUCACCCAAACUUCACGAUCAGCAUGAUUCCAGAUUCUGGCGUUGUCAAUUAUCCUUCGAUGCAUCCGGGACCGAGAGAGUUUUUCCAAUUGGACGCAACGGGCUCGAGGGAUGCGACUGGGCAGCAUGGAUGGUACUACCCGGUCUUGUUCACGAAUACGUUCUGGCAGCUGAAGAAGCACAUGGUCGAGCUCAACGACACCGUCAAGACACUCCCGCUUAAUGUCAAGCUCAACAACCUCGCCAAUUGGAAGUUCAAUAUCUACGCAUCAAUGGAGGCGAACAUUCGUGCGCAGUCUCAGGCUGCGGCGGCAGGGCAGGCUUCUCCGACUGGUGGUGACGGCUCUGAAAUGGAGAUGUUCAAGGAAAUCCUCAUCGACAGCAACUCAUACCUACUCGGUAUCACGGCUAUUGUCUCGGUAUUCCACAUGAUCUUCGAAAUGCUUGCUUUCAAGAACGACGUUCAGCACUGGAGGAAGAAGAAGGAUAACGUUGGUACUUCUGUUCGUACCAUUCUUGCCAACGUUUUCAUGCAAGCUGUCAUUUUUCUCUACCUUAUGGACAACAACGAGAAUACCUCUUGGAUGAUUCUGUUCGGCCAGGGUAUGGGUAUCGCUAUUGAGGCUUGGAAGAUUACCAAGUCAGUCAAUGUCCGCGUUCGGCAGACCGCACCAGGCUCUUUACUGCCCUACACAAUCGUCUUCGAAGACAAGCACGUCCUCUCCGAAACCGAAAAGAAGACUCAAGAAUACGACGAGAUCGCCUUCCGCUACCUCUACUGGGUCGCCAUCCCGCUCCUCGGCGCCUACGCCAUCUAUUCGCUCGUCUACGACACGCACAAAUCAUGGUACUCCUUCAUCAUCACCACGCUCGUCGGCUCCGUCUACGCCUACGGCUUCCUCAUGAUGGUGCCCUCGCUCUACAUCAACUACCGCCUCAAAUCUGUCGCGCACAUGCCCGGUCGCGCCAUGACGUACAAAUUCCUGAACACCUUUAUCGACGACUUGUUCGCGUUUACGAUUAAAAUGCCGACGCUGCAUCGACUUGCGACCCUAAGAGAUGAUGUCAUCUUCUUUAUUUAUCUGUACCAGACGUGGAUGUACAAGGUGGAUUAUAGUAGGGUUAAUGAGUUCGGGCAGGGUGGGGACGAGGAAGAAGAGGAGGAGAAGAAGGCGAACAAGCCGUUGACGAGUACGCCGGAUGAGGGGGAGAAGGGGCCGAAGGUGCCGGAGAAGGAUGGGGAAGCAGUGAAGGCGAGCGGGAGUUCGUCGAAGAAGGAGCAGGGGAGGAAGAGGAAGUAGACGGGUGGCUUCAAGAGUUUAGGUGGUGUGCAAUUUUUAGGCAUCGCAUAUUGCGCACACAUAGAAUGGAGAGGUAUAUAGAAAUAGCAAACUAAGUACCUCUAGUCUUGAAGUGCUUCAGCGCAC
This is a messenger RNA of Trematosphaeria pertusa, 2167 nucleotides long. RefSeq names its product cleft lip and palate transmembrane 1. The record is from RefSeq and is a predicted model, not a curated record. The coding region runs from base 80 to 2041 and encodes 653 amino acids. Gene Ontology annotation, cellular component: endomembrane system; membrane. The transcript has 2 exons. Lineage: Eukaryota; Fungi; Ascomycota; Dothideomycetes; Pleosporales; Trematosphaeriaceae.